AUGAAAAAGAUAGAUAUUAGCAAAGUAAAAUCAUUAGCUGACUGCCAAAAAUUUGUCCUCUUUGAUGAAAAAGUUAAACUUGUUGAAGAAUUAAUGCAGAACUGGAUUAGAACAGUUCAAGAGGUUAUAGCAGAAAGCAGAGAAAUAAAACAAGAAACUGAUGAAACAGGACCUUUAAAUGAACUUAAACAUUGGAGAUAUGUUCUGUGUAGGUUCAGUUCAGUGGAAGAAUUUGUGAAAUCAGAAAAGUUCCAAACUGUUUUGAAAAUACUGACUGCUGCACAAUCUCGAAUGAUAAAGCUUUGGAUGGAGCAAGAUAGGCAACUCACUGACAAAAUCAAUGAAGCCAGAGAUAAUGUUAAGUUUCUAAAAAAGUUGGAGAAAAUUUGUGAGGUUUUUUACAAGAAUGAUUUGAGCCAAAUAAAGAAAACUAUUCCACUUUUAAUAUCAAAUGUGAAAAUGAUUCAUUCCUUUUCAAGGUUUUAUCACACACCUGAACAUAUUACUUCAUUCUUUAGCAAGGUGACCAAUCAGAUUGUUAUAAUAUGCAAGAAGUAUAUAACUGAUGAUGGUAAGGUUAAUUUGUGGACUAUGCCUCGUGAUACGUCUGUUAGCCGAAUGAAAACUUGUAUUACAUUGUUUGAAGAUUAUAAGCAAGAAUUAAAAAAGGCAAGGCAGGAAAAUUUUGCGCCGUCAGUUGGGAGAAAGUUUGAAUUUUUUGAAGUUCCAGUUUUAGGAACCUUUCAUUCUUUUUACAAGAGACUGAUAGAAAUUUGUGAAUUGUUUGAAACCAUAGAUGAACUUUCAACUCUAAAUCAAUGUCACAUUGAAGGUAUUGAAACUUACUCAGCAAAGUUAAAUUCCGUUAUUAAUGUAGUGAAAGGAAAAGGGUAUGAUCUAUUAGAUCAUCGUAAAAUGGAUUUUGAUGCUGAUUGCAAGGAAUUCAAGAAGCAAAUAUGUGAAUUAAAGGAUCCCAUAAGCCAGUUUGAAAAUGUUACUGAAGCUUAUCAGUCACUUUUACUACUUGAGAGGUUCCAAAACCUCAAUAUUUCUGGUCUGGAUACCACUUGUCAAUACCACAACAUUUUCAAAUACUUUGAAUAUGAAUUAGAUGUGAUAAAAAAGAUUUAUAACAGAAAAGUAUUGGAUCCUGGAAUUUCUAGGUGUGAACGAUUAUGUUCUCAAAAGAUAUCUUUUGGAAGAAUGUUGUUGAACAGUAUUCAGCAGCCUAUGGAAAUGUUGAAACCAGCUUUACAUCUCUUGCCAGAAGAAGAUUCAGCUAGAAUUGUUCAGAGUUACAACAUAUUGGCAGAGUUGUUAAUGGAAUACAUGAUUCUUCACCAUAAUAUUUAUUGUAAGAAAGUUAAAAAAGCUGUGAAAGAGGUGGAAAAAACUGUAGUAAUUCAGAUGCAAAAUGAAAAUGGAGAUGACUUUUGGGCUGUUAAUUUCACAAACACACUUUACUACAUGAUACAAGAUUCUCAAGCCAUAGUUUCUCUUGACUUAAGCAUACCAGAUGAAGGAAAAUUUUUGUUGCACAAUUAUGACAAAUUAAUGACGUCUAAAGUGCAGUUGCAGGAGCUUUUAUACAACUUAAGAAAGAUUAAAGCAAGAAUCCUCAACAUUUUUAGUCCUCUCAUAUCACCUGUGGUUAAAAGGGUUGAUUCUGCCAUAAAGCCAGGUGGAACGUAUUUAAAAUGGCUUAGUACAAAGCUUGAAUCUUACAUUAUAAAUGUAAGAAAAGAAAUAGAAAAUUUGGAAUUCAUCAUUUUUAGGGCUAAUGAUACCAACUCAACGAGACUUAAUAGGUUACUAGACAGUAUAGUCAAAAUUUAUCUUUUUGAACCACCAAGUUGCUCUUUAGAUCCUGAGAGUUUUCCAGAAGAAGUUCAGGCAAGUAGUCUAUUAGUUUUUGUUGAAAAAGCAAAUUGCAGAUCUUGUGAAAAAGUGUUAACAUUUAAGUGUAAAAGCUAUGACGCAGUUGUGGAAGAACUUGUUUCUUUUCUCUCCCGUGAAGCAAAACGCUCUUCACUUGCGAUUGCUCAAGCUGAUUUAUUUGGAGGUGAUUCUUCAGCUGUUGGUGCAAUGGCUUCUCAAUUUGUUAAAAGGCUUAAUAUGUCCUAUAUCACUAAAAGCACCAAAGAAAUUAACUUAGUACUUUCUGAUAAGGUGUCAAUCUUGGCAAUAAAUUCAGAAAUCAAAAUUGAUGCUGUUUUUCAUUUGAAAAGAAAAAGGGGAGAGGACCGAGUGAAACCUUUUAUUAAAAAGACUGAGGGCUCUGAAGUUAAAAUAACUGAGCCAUUAUUUCGUACAUGGAUGGUUGUGGAUAAAGGUGUUUUGACUAUUAAUCCAAGCAUUGAUUCUAUCCAAAGAGCUCUCAACGAUGCUGUUGCCAUCAUUCGAAAAACAAUUGACAAAGUGACGUUGCAAAGAGAUGAAGCAAUCAAAAAAAAGAGACCUCCAAAGCCACUACAACCUGGUGAAGUUGAAAUGACAUUUCAGAAACGAGUUAUGGACGUUUCAGAUGUACAAAGAUUAGUUGCUUUCUUAGAUACAGCUGCAAGAAGCAUUCAGCCCAUAAUUACUGAAGUUUUUAAUAUAUUCAUGGUUUACAAAGACAUUUGGGCUGAGGAUAAGGACAAACAGAUUCAAGAUUAUAUGAAGCAAAAUCCAUUGAUUUAUGAUUUAAAAUGCAAGCUUGAGUAUUACAAAGAUAUUGAAAACAAUAUUUCAUCUAUCCCUUACUCUUAUAUUGUGCCGGGAAUUGAGAUUCUGACUGGGGAAAUGAAAAAGACUAUAUUAAAAGAAGUACGUCAAUGGUUUUCUCUGUAUGGAAGCUACAUUAAUCAAAAGUACCUCAACAUCAUGACUAAAAUUUCAGACUUUAUUGAUGACAAAGAUAAAAAGCUAAGUCUUCCUGUUGUUGAACUACAAGAUGUACAGCGAGCUAUGAAUUGUUUUGAAGAGAUUCAGGAAAAUGAUAUUGAUUUUGAUAUGGAAUUUGAACCUUUGCAGGAUGCUUACCAAUUAUUGCUGAAGUUUAAAUUUCCAGUGGAUAUGGAUGAAGUUAAAAGAUCAAAAAACUUGCCAGACUUAUUUGCUGCUUUAAAACGGAAAGCUGCAAAGGUUGUUGACAAACUUACAGAAAAGCAAUAUGAAUAUCUUGCUAUUUUGAGAAAAUUUAUCGAAGUAUUUAGGAUUGAUGUUGAAGAAUUUGACAUUGCUUAUCAAUCUUCGGGACCUCUGGUUCCUGGUAUCACUCCCGAGGAAGCAAGUUUACGGGUUGAUCAGUUUGCGGAUCAUUUGAACCAACUGUACAGUAGAUAUGAAAGCUAUAAGGAUGGAGAAGAAUUAUUUGGGUUGCCUAUUUCUGAAUAUCCAAGCCUGGUUCAGAGCAAAAAAGACAUGGUGUUGUUACAGAAACUUUUUGCCCUGUUUAAUCAAGUUAUGAGAAAAAUUAAAGGAUAUUUUGAAUACAAGUGGAAAGAUGUGGAUGUACAAGUGAUGACUGAUGAACUAUCAGAUUUUCAGACUAAAUGCAUGAGGCUGCCAAAAGGAUGCAAAGAUUGGAAUUACUUCAACGAUCUGAAGCAGCGAAUAGAAGAUUUCAAAGAAACUUGUCCACUUCUUACGCGGCUACGAAAUGAUGCCAUGACAGUUAAUCAUUGGAAGAGAAUUGAAAAAGUAUGCAGUCAUCAGUUUGAUGAAGAUCAAUCAAAGUGGACUUUGGGCACUGUAAUGGAAGCGCCUUUGCUGGAAUUUAAAGAUGAUGUAGAGGAUAUCUGCAUUGCUGCUGAAAAAGAAAGAGAAAUAGAAGCUAAACUGAAUCAAGUUAUUGCUGACUGGGCUGUGGAGAACUUAUACUUUGCUUCCUUUAAAAAUCGUGGGGAACUAUUGCUUAAAGGGACUGAAGCUAGUGAAACUAUAGUAAAGUUAGAAGAUGGAUUAAUGACUCUUGGCUCACUUCUGAGCAACAGGUAUUCUGCUGCCAUGAAGGACAUCAUUUUAAAGUGGCUGCAAUAUCUAACCACAGCAACAGAAGUUAUUGAGAGUUGGUUAAUGGUACAGAACUUAUGGGUAUAUUUAGAAGCAGUAUUUGUUGGUGGCGAUAUUGCAAAGCAACUUCCUGAGGAAGCUGAAAGGUUUGCUGUGAUUGAUUCUACUUGGGUAAAAUUAAUGAAAAGAGCUCAUGAAAAGGUUAAUGUGAUCAAAUGUUGUUCUGAAGAGGACACUAUGAGUACUCAGCUCCCAUAUCUCUUGGGAGAGUUAGAAGCAUGUCAGAAAUCUUUAGUUGGGUACCUGGAAAGCAAAAGAAGAAUAUUUCCAAGAUUCUUUUUCAUUUCCGAUCCAGCUUUAUUGGAAAUACUUGGUCAAGCAAGUGAUCCUCAUACAAUUCAGGCUCAUUUAUUGGGUGUUUUUGAGAAUGUAAAUGAAGUAAGGUUUGAUGAAGAAGAGUAUAACAAAAUUACAGCUGUCAUAUCUAAAGAAGGAGAUCAAAUACCUCUUGAUAGACCAGUGAUAGCUGAAGGUAAUGUUGAAAACUGGCUUGGGGACCUUCUAGUUGUUCAACAAAUGUCACUAAAUACAGUUAUAAAGCAGAGUUUUCAUAGCCUGAAUUCUGAGCAAUUUGAACUUAUAACAUUUGUGGAUCAAUAUAUUGCACAGGUGUCCCUUCUUGGAAUACAAAUGCUGUGGACUAGGGAUGCAGAAGAAGCUCUUGCAAAUGCAAGAAUAAGCAAAAAAAUCAUGCGCUUCACUAAUAAAAAGUUUGGCGAAAUUUUGAAGAAAUUGAUUGCUCAAACUACUCUUGACCUUUCCAAAUUUGUUCGAGUCAAAUAUGAAACACUUAUCACCAUUCAUGUCCAUCAAAAUGACAUAUUUGAUGAUCUGGUUAGAAUAAAAAUUAAAACACCCAGUGAUUUUGAGUGGCUGAAGCAAGCUAGAUUUUAUUACUACUUAGAUGAAAAUCUAUGCAUGGUUAAAAUAACUGAUGUUGAUUUCAUCUACCAGAAUGAAUUCUUGGGUUGCACUGAUCGUUUGGUAAUCACUCCUUUAACUGAUAGGUGUUACAUAACACUUGCUCAAGCUUUAGGAAUGAGCAUGGGAGGUGCACCAGCUGGUCCUGCUGGAACUGGAAAAACUGAAACCACUAAGGAUAUGGGAAAAGCGCUUGGAAAGUAUGUGGUUGUGUUCAAUUGCUCUGAUCAAAUGGAUUUUCGUGGGCUUGGUCGCAUAUACAAAGGACUUGCUCAGUCUGGCUCUUGGGGAUGCUUUGAUGAAUUUAACAGAAUUGAACUACCAGUGCUUUCUGUUGCUGCUCAACAGAUACACAUUGUUUUGUCUGCAAGAAAGGAGAAAAAAGAAGAAUUCCUUUUUUCAGAUGGUGAUACACUGGGAUUGAAUCCAGAAUUUGGACUUUUUAUAACAAUGAAUCCAGGAUAUGCUGGCAGACAAGAAUUACCCGAAAAUCUGAAAGUGAUGUUCAGAAGUGUUGCCAUGAUGGUUCCAGACAGACAGAUUAUCAUGCGUGUCAAACUUGCCAGCUGUGGUUUUCAGGAGAACAGUAUUCUUGCUAGGAAGUUUUUUGUACUAUAUAAACUUUGUGAAGAACAGUUGACAAAACAGGUACAUUACGAUUUUGGUUUACGCAAUAUUUUAUCAGUUUUACGAACCCUAGGUGCACAAAAAAGGUCUAGACCUGAAGAAAGUGAAUCUUCCAUUGUCAUGAGUGUUCUAAGUUCCAUGAAUGUUUCCAAACUGGUUGAUGAAGAUGAACCAUUGUUUGUAAGUCUUAUCAAUGAUCUUUUCCCUGGAAUAACCAAAGAAUCAGUUGAGUAUGACGAUUUACAAGUUGCCAUUGCAAGACAAGUUAAAGCUGCAAAUUUAAUAAACCAUCCACCCUGGAAUUUAAAAGUCAUACAACUGUAUGAAACUCAAAUGGUGAGGCAUGGAAUGAUGGCACUUGGACCAAGUGGAGCUGGGAAAACCUGCUGUAUAAGAGUCCUUAUGAGAGCUAUGACAGACUGUGGAGCACCUCACAAAGAAAUGCGAAUGAAUCCUAAAGCAAUAACUGCAUCUCAGAUGUUUGGUCGCCUAGAUGUUGCUACAAAUGAUUGGACUGAUGGCAUCUUUUCAACGUUAUGGAGGAGAACCUUAAAAACAAAAAAAGGGGAGCAUGUAUGGCUUGUUCUGGAUGGCCCAGUUGAUGCUAUUUGGAUUGAAAACCUGAAUUCUGUGCUUGAUGACAAUAAAACAUUGACUUUAGCAAAUGGAGAUAGGAUUCCUAUGUCUCCUACUUGUAAAAUUGUAUUUGAACCUCACAAUAUUGAUAAUGCAUCCCCUGCUACAGUAUCCAGGAAUGGAAUGGUGUAUAUGAGCUCUUCUGGCCUGCACUGGGAGCCAAUACUGGAGGGCUGGCUCAGUUUUCGAUCUGCAGGUGAAGCUAACAUUCUAAGAGGACUUUUUGCAAAAGUGUUUCAGCCGCUGUGUCAAUAUGUUUUGCUCUCUUUAAUACCAAAAAUGGAACUACUUGAAUGCAAUUACAUCAAACAGACAAUGGAUCUUUUAGAUGGCCUUCUUCCAUCUCCUCAAAGUGAACCAAUUAGUGCUGUGCAUUAUGAGAGACUUUUUAUUUUUGCUCUGAUGUGGUCUUUUGGAGCAUUGCUAGAACUUGACGAUAGAAGCCAAAUGGAAGUUUUUCUAAAACGUCACAAACCAAAACUAGAUUUACCUAAAGUUCAUCCUGCUAGGAAUGAAAAUAUUUUUGAAUUUUUAGUUGAUUCAGAAGGCAAUUGGCUGCACUGGACAAACCGAGUUGAAGAGUACAUCUAUCCUACUGAUAGUGUUCCUGCCUUUUCAUCAAUACUUGUCCCUAAUGUUGAUAAUGUCCGUACAAAUUUCCUAAUUGAUGUCAUACAAAAGCAAAAUAAAGCUGUAUUAUUAAUUGGUGAACAGGGAACUGCAAAGACUGUAAUGAUUAAAGGUUAUCUGAACUCAGCUGACCCAUCUGAAUUUGUGUGGAAAAAUUUAAGUUUUUCUUCUGCCACAACACCUCAAAUGUUUCAGAGAGCAGUAGAGAGCUGUGUAGAGAAGAAAAUUGGAACUACUUUUGGUCCUCCUGGUGGUAGAAAGAUGGCGAUAUUUAUUGAUGACAUCAACAUGCCUGAAAUCAAUGAAUGGGGUGAUCAAGUCACUAAUGAAAUUGUUCGUCAGCUGAUGGAAAACAAAGGUUUUUACAACUUAGAUAAACCAGGAGACUUCACCACUAUUGUAGACAUACAGUAUAUUGCAGCUAUGAUUCAGCCUGGAGGAGGUAGAAAUGAUAUCCCCAGCAGAUUAAAACGGCAGUUUUCUGUUUUUAAUUGUACUUUACCAGCACCGAGAUCCAUUGAUAAGAUAUUUGGUGUUAUUGGAUGUGGAUAUUUUUGCAAAGAACGGUUCUCAGAAGAAAUAACAGAAUUUGUCGAACCUUUUGUUCAGGCUACUAGAAUUUUAUGGCAAGACACCAAGGUGAAGAUGCUACCAACACCUGCUAAAUUUCAUUAUGUGUUUAACCUGAGAGAUUUGUCUCGUAUUUGGGAAGGCAUGUUAAAAAUAGAAAAAGCUGAAUGCUCUACAAAAACUGAUCUUCUCGCCUUGUGGAAACAUGAAUGCACUCGAGUCAUUGCUGAUAGAUUUACUAAUAAUGAAGAUAAAGAAUGGUUUUUUGAGAGGAUGACUCAUGUAGUAAAGCAAGAGAUUGGUCCAGAGUAUGCAGAGAUAAUUCCAAAGGAACCAUAUUUUGUUAAUUUCAUGAGAGACCCUCCUGAACCUUCAGAUGAAGAAGCAGAAGCUGUGUUAGAAAUGCCCAUUGUUUAUGAACAAAUUCCAUCUUUUGAAGAACUGGCUGAAAGACUGAACUAUUUCAUGCAUCAGUACAAUGAAACUACUCAUGGCCUUCAAAUGGAUCUUGUAUUUUUUAAAGAUGCAAUGGUGCAUUUAAUUAAGAUUGCUAGAAUAUUAAGUACUCCUCAAGGAAGUGCCCUCUUGGUUGGUGUUGGUGGAUCUGGUAAACAGUCUUUGACACGCUUGGCUGCUUCAAUUUACAAACAUGAAAUUUUCCAAAUUACACUUACUCGGUCUUAUAAUGUUGGCAAUCUUGUAGAUGAUUUGAAAUUUUUGUAUAAAAAAGCUGGAGAGGAAGGGAAAGGAGUCACUUUCAUAUUUACUGAUAAUGAAAUUAAAGAAGAAGCAUUUCUGGAAUAUUUAAAUACAAUACUUGGAUCAGGAGAGGUUGCCAAUUUAUUUCCAAAAGAUGAGCUUAGAGAAAUUACAGAUAACUUGCUGCCAGUGAUGAAAAAAGAACUGCCAAAGAAGGAGCCUACUCCAGACAAUUUAUAUGACUUUUUUUUAAGUCGAUCAAGGGCUAAUUUGCACAUUGUUUUAUGUUUUUCUCCUGCUGGGGGGAAAUUCCAGAAACGAUCUCUUAAAUUUCCGGGAUUGAUUUCUGGUUGCACCAUGGAUUGGUUGACAUCAUGGCCAACUGAUGCCCUCAUUGAUGUUUCUUCAUACUUUAUCCGUCAAUUUGAUGUUGAAUGCACUCCUGAUAUAAAAUCUCAAUUAAUGGAAGCAAUGGGUAUAAUACAUGAUGCUGUUUCAGUACAAUGCAAUGAAUAUUUCCAAAGAUUUCGAAGGCUUACAUAUGUUACUCCAAAGUCAUAUCUUGCUUUUAUAAGUGGAUAUAAAGCCAUUUAUACUCAAAAGUUAACUGGAAUAAAUGCCUUGGCAUUUCGUAUAAACAGUGGACUAACUAAAUUGGCUGAAGCUGAAAUAAGUGUAAAUGAACUGAGAGCCGAUUUGCUUGUCAAAAAUAAGGAAUUGGAAGUAGCCAACAAAGAAGUGUCUGAAGUUGUUGAAGUAGUAAAACAAAAAUCCAAAGAAGCCGAAGCUGUAAAAGAUAAAGUCAAAGUUGAAAAGGAUAAAGCUCAAGUCAUUGUGGACAAAAUUUCUGUGGAAAAAGCUGUUGCUGAAGAAAAACUUGAAGCUGCAAAGCCUGCUUUAGCAGCUGCAGAAGCUGCAUUAGAAACUAUUAAACCAGCUGAUAUAGCAACUGUACGUAAAUUAGCCAAACCACCUCAUUUAAUCAUGAGAAUUAUGGAUUGUGUGCUUAUCCUCUUUAGAGAGCCAAUGAAUCCAGUCGUUCAAGAUCCUGAAAAACCCUGCCCUACUCCAUCCUGGGCUCAAUCAUUAAAGGUUAUGAGUAGUGCAACCUUUCUUUCAAAUUUACAAACAUUUCCAAAAGACUCCAUAACAGAUGAAGUUGUUGAACUGAUGGAACCAUACAUCCAUAUGGAGGAUUAUACUUUAGAAGCUGCAAUGAAAUCAUGUGCACAAGUUGCUGGUCUUUUGUCUUGGACUUUAGCUAUGGCUAGUUUUUUUGCAGUGAAUAAAGAAGUGUUGCCAUUAAAAGCAAAUUUAGCAGUAUUAGAAGCACAAAAUGAUAAAGCAGCUAGGGCUUUGGCUAAGCAGCAGAAAAUACUUGAUGAAAAACAAGCUGAAUUAGAUGAAAGCAAUAAACAAAUGAAUGAAAUUUUGGCAAAGAAACAAGAGUUGAAAGAUACCGCAGACACAUGUGAACGUAAAUCAAAUGCUGCCGAAGCCCUUAUAUCGGGUCUGAAAGGAGAGAAAUUAAGGUGGACUGAAGAUAGUAAAAGAUUCCAAAGCCAAAUUGAUAAACUUGUUGGUGAUGCUCUACUUUUGACUGGUUUCCUAUCAUACUCUGGCCCUUUUAACCAAGAAUUUAGAACUCUUCUUUUUAAUUUUUGGAAAAAUGAGCUUGUAGAAAGGAAAAUUCCUUUUGAUGAAGAUUUGAAUUUAAUAAAUUCUUUAACAGAUGUUCCUACUAUUGCUGAAUGGGGUGUACAAGGAUUACCUAAUGAUGAACUGUCGCUUCAGAAUGGUAUAAUUGUAACUAAAUCUGAGCGAUAUCCUUUGCUUAUUGAUCCCCAAGGACAAGGCAAAGCAUGGAUAAUCAAAAAGGAAACUCAAAAUGGAUUGAUAGUGACAAAUUUGAAUCACAAGUUUUUUCGACAAUUUUUUGAAGAUGCUUUAUCUCAAGGACGCCCAUUCUUAAUAGAGGACGUGGGCGAAGAACUAGAUCCAGUUUUAGAUAAUGUAUUAGAUAGAAAUUUUGUCAAGUCAGGAAGCAUUCUAAAGGUUCAAAUUGGUGAUAAAGAUGUUGAUUUUCUCAAGUCUUUCAAGUUAUAUAUUACUACAAAAUUGCCCAAUCCAACUUACUCUCCUGAAGUUUCUGCUCGAACUUCAGUGAUAGACUUCACUGUUACCCAAAAAGGUCUUGAAGAUCAAUUAUUAGGCCGUGUUGUCUUGGCAGAAAAACAGGAACUCGAAUCUGAAAGAGUUGCAUUGAUGGAAAAUGUUGCUGCAAACAAGAGAAAAACAAAGGAAUUAGAGGAUAAUUUACUUCACAAGCUUGCUACAACAGAGGGCUCAUUAGUGGAUGAUGAAUCACUGAUUGAAGUUUUGAAGAUAACAAAAGAGACGGCUGCAGAUGUUGCAAAGCAGUUGGAUAUUGCUGAUGCCACUAAUAAAAUGAUAAAUGAAGCUAGAGAAGAAUACAGGCCUGUUGCUGCACGAGGAAGCAUUCUAUACUUUCUGAUUUGUGAUAUGGCUAUGGUGAAUGUGAUGUACCAAACAUCUUUAGUCCAAUUUUUGGGUAUAUUUGAUAUUUCUUUAGAAAGAUCCGAGAAGUCCCCAAGAGCAAGCGCAAGAAUUGAAAAUAUAAUUCAUUUUCUAACAUAUGAAGUGUUCAAGUACACGUGUCGUGGUCUAUAUGAAAUGCAUAAGUUUCUUUUCACUUUGCUUCUAACCAUAAAAAUUGAUCUUUCGGAGAAGAAAGUCACUCACGAAGAAUUUGGAGCUCUUAUCAAAGGUGCAGCUCUUGAUCUAAAAGCUGUGGAACCAAAAACAUGUCGUUGGAUAACAGAUAUGACUUGGCUCAAUUUAGUUUCUCUCACUAAGUUGGAAUAUUUUAAAGAUAUUUUGGUGAAGAUUAAGAAAAAUGAAAAAAAUUGGAAAGUAUGGUACGAAAAAGAUGCUCCUGAAGAAGAAGUUAUUCCUGAUGGUUAUGAUUCACUGAAUUCGUUUUGCAAGUUACUACUUGUCAGGUGUUGGUGUAUUGAUCGAACUCUUGCACAAGCUCGAAAGUAUGUUGCGGACUCAAUGGGUCAGCGCUAUGCUGAUCCAGUCAUUUUGAAUAUGGAUUCUAUGUGGGGUGAAAGUAAUCCUAAAUGUCCUCUAAUUUGUCUUCUCACUAUGGGCUCAGAUCCCACCCAGCAAAUUGAAUCAUUAGCAAAGCAAAAAGGACUGACAUUUGGUGCAAUUUCAAUGGGACAAGGACAAGAGGUUCAUGCAAGAAAAUUAAUGAAUCAAAAUAUUGAAGAUGGUGGAUGGAUGCUUUUACAAAACUGCCAUUUAGGGUUAGAAUUUAUGGAUGAGCUUCUAGACAAACUUAUUGCGGUUGAAAAUAUUCAUGAAACAUUUAGAUGUUGGAUUACAACAGAGGUCCAUGAUAAAUUUCCUAUUUCAUUGCUUCAAGCUUCCAUUAAAUACACUAAUGAACCACCUCAAGGCAUGAGAGCUGGCCUAAAGAGAACUUAUUCCACAGUCACUCAAAAACAGUUGGAAGCUAUUACUUACCCUCAGUGGCAACCUAUGUUAUAUGCUGUUUCUUUUAUGCACAGUGUUGUUCAGGAAAGAAGAAAAUUCGGACCUCUUGGAUGGAAUAUACCCUAUGAAUUCAAUACUGCUGAUUGGGGUGCCAGUGUACAGUUUAUCCAAAAUCAUUUAGAUGACAUGAAUCCUAAAGUUGGGAUCUCUUGGCAUACAGUUCGUUACAUGCUUGGAGAAGUUCAGUAUGGUGGCCGAGUGACUGAUGACUAUGAUAAAAGACUUCUAAAUACAUUUGCUGAGGAAUGGUUUGGAGAGAAUAUGUUUCAGGAAACAUUCGAAUUUUAUGAAGGGUAUAAAAUUCCAAAGUGUCCUACCGUGGAACUGUACUUGGAAUACAUUAAUAACUUACCUGGAACUGAUACACCUCAAGUUUUUGGACUGCACCCAAAUGCUGAUAUUACUUAUCAAAGCAAUACUACCAAAGAAGUAUUGGAAACUAUUUUGAAUAUUCAGCCUAAAGAUACAGGGGGAGCUGCAGGUGAAACUCGAGAAUCUGUGGUUUAUCAAAUGGCAAAAGAUAUGAUGUCCAAACUGCCUAAAAAUUAUAUUCCACAUGAAGUAAAAGAAAGGAUCAAAACAAUGGGUGACCCAGCGGCUCCUAUGAAUAUCUUUUUAAAACAAGAAAUAGAUAGAAUGCAGCGAGUUAUAACGAACGUUAGAUCAACAUUAACAGAUUUAGAGCUAGCUAUAGACGGAACAAUAGUGAUGAAUGAGAUGCUUAGAGAUGCCUUGGAUAGCAUUUAUGAUGCUCGUAUUCCUCACUCUUGGGGCAAAGUUUCAUGGGAUUCUAGUUCCCUAGGGUUCUGGUUUACAGAGCUCUUGGAAAGAAAUACUCAGUUUUCUAAUUGGAUAUUCAAAGGUAGACCUUCCUCAUUCUGGAUGACAGGUUUCUUCAAUCCUCAAGGUUUUCUCACUGCAAUGAGGCAGGAAGUUAGCCGAGCUCAUAAAGGUUGGGCUUUAGAUACUGUUACUUUGCACAAUGAUGUAACACAAUUUUUUCGAGAAACUGUAAAAGAUGCACCAAAAGAGGGUGUUUAUGUUUAUGGUCUUUAUUUGGAUGGUGCUUCAUGGGACAAGAAAAACGCUAUUCUUGUUGAACCUGCCCCUAAAGUGCUUUUCACUGCCCUGCCUGUUGUACAUGUGUAUGCAAUAGAUUCAACUGAUCCCAAAGAUCCAGCCUUGUACCAAUGUCCAGUCUACAAGAAACCCCGACGAACGGAUCUUACAUACAUUACACCACUUUGGUUGAAAACUAAUUUACAUCCAAAUCACUGGAUUUUACGCGGUGUUGCCUUACUAUGUGAUAUAAAGUGAUAUUUCAAAAUUUUCUGUUACUUCAUUUUUGUUAGUCAAAUGUUCCAAAAUUCUGGCUAAGGAUAUUUGUU
Molecule: messenger RNA, 13112 nt
Organism: Uloborus diversus
Lineage: Eukaryota; Metazoa; Arthropoda; Arachnida; Araneae; Uloboridae
Product: dynein axonemal heavy chain 8-like
Exons: 84
Coding region: 1-13041 (4346 amino acids)
Biological process (GO): microtubule-based movement
Cellular component (GO): dynein complex
Molecular function (GO): dynein light intermediate chain binding; ATP binding; dynein intermediate chain binding
Source: RefSeq, a predicted model, not a curated record